AUGACAACGAAUGAGAUGAGGAACCUUCUGAAAUCGUUGACCCUGGAAAAAACGACCUCUCCAGAAAUCUUCUCCACUCUCCACUGCAUCCUCCUCUAUGACGACACCCCCCUCCAGACGCACCUUCCGAACCUCACCAACAUCUCGUACGCUAAUACCGCCGACAACGUUACGAAUAAAAUAAACUGGUAUUUGAAUUUGAAAUUGUCGACUUUUCAAAACAAUACAACGUCAUCUUCAACAACAACGUCAUCAUCAACUUCUUCUCCUGACACCAACUCAACAACAACAACAUCAACAACUGGCCCUGAGGAGAUACAAAAGCAGCUGGCGAUACUGUCGAAAUGUUUAGUUUUGAAGUUGCACAAGCGGAGGAUCCUUCGAAAAACUGGAUCUGGUGUCGUUAGCGACUUGUCUCCAUUGUACGAUUCAUAUCUAGAGCCUCUCUUUGACGCGAUCACUUUGGCCGAUCUGCUCGCUAAACUGUUCACACAACAACAACACGUCAGUUACAAAUCAGUUUCGCGCACCAUAGAACUUCUGCAUGACCAGCUACCACUUUCCCCUAACAACGAUAACAACAUCAGAACUAACAACAAAGACACAGAUGACAACAACAACGGCACAAACACCAUCACAAACAGUGUUUGGUACUUCUCGUUGUGGGCCUGGGUAGGUGCAUCCAACUACCGAAUCGUCUUGGAAGGCCCGCUGACCCUAUACCUUGGUUCGGACAUCAUAUAUACUGACGAUUAUGAAACAGUCUUGGGAAGCUUGGUGCCGAUUCGUGCUUGCAAGGAUAAGUGUGCAAAUGAUCGUGAGUUUUUUGUUCAUUAG
Messenger RNA from Helobdella robusta, 837 nucleotides. RefSeq lists its product as hypothetical. The transcript has 2 exons. Bases 1 to 837 code for a protein of 278 amino acids. NCBI's taxonomy places the organism in Eukaryota, Metazoa, Annelida, Clitellata, Rhynchobdellida, Glossiphoniidae. The record is from RefSeq and is a predicted model, not a curated record.